This is a messenger RNA of Penicillium canariense, 648 nucleotides long. Its product is annotated as putative SNF7 family protein Fti1/Did2. The transcript is spliced from 2 exons. Gene Ontology annotation, cellular component: ESCRT III complex; multivesicular body. Lineage: Eukaryota; Fungi; Ascomycota; Eurotiomycetes; Eurotiales; Aspergillaceae. Bases 1 to 648 code for a protein of 215 amino acids. Gene Ontology annotation, biological process: late endosome to vacuole transport; endosome transport via multivesicular body sorting pathway; protein transport. The record is from RefSeq and is a predicted model, not a curated record.
AUGGUCCGCAGAGAUCCCAUCUUCGAGGCCCGCACAAAUGUCAAGAUGCAUUUAAAGCGGCUCAACAAAGAAGCUGCCCGCGCCGAAACAACCUUCAAAACCGACAAAGCCAAAGCAGAACGCGCAAUGAAAAACCGCGAAUUUGAAAUCGCCCGCAUCCACGCCAGCUCAGCCGUCUCCCAAAAACGGCGUCAAGUCGCCCUCCGCAAAGAAGCUGCCCGUGCAGAAGUCAUCAUUAACGACCUCAAAACCGCCCAAUCAACGCGCGACACGGCACGCACGCUGGAGAUGGCAAGCCGCGGGCUGCAAGCGGCCAGCAAAUCCGUGAACCUGGAUCGGGUGGUUACGCUGGCGAACAACUUUGUUUCGCACAGCGAGGACUUUAAGAUUGCUGGUGCUGCAAUCGAGGAUGUUUCGGCGGGCUUGACUAAUGCGGAGUAUGGGGCUGAGGGGGAGGGAGAGGUUGAUGCGCUUAUGGGGCAGCUGGCGGAUGAUGCGGGGGUGGAGUGGCGGAUGGCGCUUGAGGAUGAGGCAGGGAAGGUGCCCGAGGGGAGGGUUGAGGAGAGGCAGGGACAGGCGCAGAAGGGGGAGGGCGAGGUGGAGGACGGGCUGGGCGCGAGGCUGAGGGCGUUGAGGGCUGCUAAUUAG